GGGGCGCUCUUCCCCAUGACCGGCGGCUGGCCCGGGGGCCAAGCCUGCCUGCCCGCCGCUCAGAUGGCCCUCGACGACGUCAACAGCCGCAGGGACAUCCUGCCCGACUACGAGCUGCGCCUCGACCACCGCGACAGCGAGUGUGAACCUGGUGUGGCCACCAAAUUUCUGUACGAGCUACUCUACAAUGACCCCAUCAAGAUUAUCCUUAUGCCGGGCUGCAGUAGCGUUUCCACCCUGGUGGCUGAGGCUGCACGCAUGUGGAACCUGAUUGUGCUGUCUUACGGCUCUAGCUCACCAGCGCUCUCCAAUCGCCAGCGUUUCCCCACCUUCUUCCGCACACAUCCCUCGGCCACCCUACACAACCCCACCCGUGUGCAGCUCUUCAAAAAGUGGGGCUGGACCAAGAUCGCCACCAUCCAGCAGACCACAGAGGUGUUCACCUCGACCUUGGAUGACCUUGAGGAACGAGUCAAAGAGGCUGGCAUUGAGAUUACCUUCCGUCAGAGCUUCUUCUCAGACCCUGCUGUGCCUGUCAAGAAUCUCAAGCGCCAGGAUGCCCGCAUCAUUGUUGGGCUCUUCUAUGAGACUGAGGCAAGAAAGGUCUUCUGUGAGGUAUACAAGGAGCGCCUGUUUGGCAAGAAGUACGUCUGGUUCCUGAUUGGCUGGUAUGCCGAUAAUUGGUUCCGCAUCAAAGAUGCAAAUAUUAACUGCACAGAGGAGGAGAUGAGGGAGGCGGUGGAGGGGCACAUCACCACAGAGAUCGUCAUGUUAAACCCAGAGAACACCCGCAGUAUCUCCAAUAUGACAUCACAGGAAUUCAUAGAGAAGCUAACAAAGCGUGUGGAAAAAUCUCCUGAGGAGACAGGUGGCUUCCAGGAGGCCCCUCUGGCCUACGAUGCCGUCUGGGCCCUGGCUCUCGCUCUAAACAAGACCUCCACUGAGCUGGUGAAGAAGGGCCUUCGCCUGGAAGAUUUCAACUACAAUAACCGGACAAUAACAGAUGAGAUCUAUCGAGCACUCAACUCCUCAGCUUUCGAGGGAGUCUCAGGCCAUGUGGUAUUUGAUGCUAGUGGCUCUCGAAUGGCCUGGACCCUCAUCGAACAACUACAGGAUGGCGUCUAUAAGAAGAUUGGCUAUUACGACAGCACUAAGGAUAACCUCUCCUGGUACAGCAAUGUCAAAUGGAUCGGGGGUACCCAACCCGCUGAUUAUACAAAAGUUAUCGUCACUUUCCGGUACCUCUCCCAGAAGCUCUUCAUUUCUGUUUCGGUUCUGUCCAGCCUGGGCAUUCUGUUGGCCAUCAUCUGCUUGGCCUUCAACAUUUACAAUGGCCAUGUCAGAUACAUCCAGAACUCACAGCCGUACCUCAACAAUAUGACAGCGGUGGGUUGCGCCAUGGCACAGGCAGCAGUCUUUCCACUUGGGCUUGACGGCCUUCACAUUGGCGUUGGACUUUUCCCCUUUGUAUGCCAGGCUCGGCUUUGGCUCUUGGGCUUGGGUUUCAGCCUGGGCUAUGGCAGCAUGUUCACCAAGAUCUGGUGGGUGCAUACUGUUUUCACCAAGAAGGAAGACAAGAAAGAGCGGCGGAAGACUCUGGAACCCUGGAAGCUAUAUGCCACCGUUGGCUUGCUGGUCGGGAUUGAUGUUGUCAUCUUGGCUAUCUGGCAAAUAGUUGACCCGCUGCAGCGUACCAUUGAGGAAUUCACAAAAGAGGAGCCCAAAAGUGAUAUUGACGUCCUGAUCCUCCCCCAGCUCGAGCACUGCAGCUCCAACAAGAUGAACACCUGGCUGGGUAUCUUCUAUGGUUUCAAGGGGCUGCUGCUGCUACUCGGCAUCUUCCUUGCUUACGAGACAAAGGGCGUCUCUACGGAAAAGAUCAACGAUCACCGCGCCGUGGGCAUGGCAAUCUACAACGUGGCUGUGCUGUGUCUCAUCACGGCUCCCGUUACCAUGAUCCUCAACAGGCAACAGGAUGCAGCCUUCGCUUUUGCCUCGCUCGCCAUUGUCUUCUCCUCCUACAUCACCCUGGUUGUUCUCUUUGUGCCCAAGAUGCGUCGUCUCAUCACCCGGGGUGAGUGGCAGUCAGAGCAACAGGACACAAUGAAGACAGGCUCAUCCACCAACAACAACGAGGAAGAGAAAUCGCGGAUCCUGGAGAAGGAGAACCGUGAACUGGAGAAGAUUAUCUCUGAGAAAGAAGAGCGUGUCUCCGAGCUCCAGCAACAGCUCAAAGAGCGACAGCAGCUGCGCAGCCACAGGCCCCAACCUCUACCAGCCCAGCCUGCCUCUCGUCCGCUGCCUCGUGGUGAACAAGCCGACAAGCUGGGACGAAACAACUGUGACGGCAGCCGCGUCCACCUGCUCUACAAGUGACGGACCUCGCAAACGCCACCAAAGGGAAGGUGGUC
Molecule: messenger RNA, 2411 nt
Organism: Eublepharis macularius
Lineage: Eukaryota; Metazoa; Chordata; Lepidosauria; Squamata; Eublepharidae
Gene: GABBR1
Product: gamma-aminobutyric acid type B receptor subunit 1
Biological process (GO): G protein-coupled receptor signaling pathway; gamma-aminobutyric acid signaling pathway
Cellular component (GO): G protein-coupled receptor heterodimeric complex; membrane
Molecular function (GO): G protein-coupled GABA receptor activity
Source: RefSeq, a predicted model, not a curated record